Molecule: messenger RNA, 480 nt
Organism: Exserohilum turcica Et28A
Lineage: Eukaryota; Fungi; Ascomycota; Dothideomycetes; Pleosporales; Pleosporaceae
Exons: 1
Biological process (GO): double-strand break repair via homologous recombination
Cellular component (GO): cytoplasm; chromosome
Molecular function (GO): four-way junction helicase activity; 3'-5' DNA helicase activity
Source: RefSeq, a predicted model, not a curated record
GGGCAGGUGAUUGUGUACUGUGGGACGAUAGCACGGACCCAACAGAUGGGCAAGGUGCUGGGGGCGGCGUGUUACUACCGGGCGGUAGGGACAGUAGAGGAGAAGAAGAAGAUUGUGGGGGAGUUGACGAGUGGGCAGCGGCAGGUGUUUGCAGCGACAAAUGCGUUGGGAUUAGGGGUAGACGCACCGAGGAUCCGGGCGGUGGUGCAUGUGGGAGGGGUGCAGCAGAUGCGGCAGUAUGCACAGGAGAGUGGACGGGCGGGACGAGAUGGAGAGAAGAGCGAGGCGAUUAUCAUGCGGGGAUAUCAGAUAAGAGGGAGAAAGAAAGUGUUUGUGAGAGCAGAAGGGGGAGAGGUAGAAGAGGAUAUGCAGUUAUUUGUAGAGGGCUCAGGGUGCAUGCGAGCGGUACUAGACUGGGCAAUGGACGGAGAAGAGCGGGGGAUGUGUAAGGGGGAUGAAGUAGCAUGUCAGCGGUGCCAG